This is a messenger RNA of Pelobates fuscus (common spadefoot toad), 1892 nucleotides long. It is a transcript of the gene OXCT1, whose product is annotated as 3-oxoacid CoA-transferase 1. Bases 66 to 1649 code for a protein of 527 amino acids. Gene Ontology annotation, molecular function: succinyl-CoA:3-oxo-acid CoA-transferase activity. Gene Ontology annotation, biological process: ketone body catabolic process. NCBI's taxonomy places the organism in Eukaryota, Metazoa, Chordata, Amphibia, Anura, Pelobatidae. The record is from RefSeq and is a predicted model, not a curated record. The transcript is spliced from 17 exons. Gene Ontology annotation, cellular component: mitochondrion.
AGUAGCAGCGGCCUUUCCUAAUUUGAGCUCAGUGAUCCCAGUAGCUGCAAGCCCUGCUCUGCUGCAUGAUGUCUGCUUGUAAAUUCUUCUCCACUGUCAGAGGCCUCACUUUGCAGGCAAAAUGGACCCAGAGGAUGAGUGCUGGUGCAGCCUGGAUGGUACACAGUAAGGGCUCUGCUUGCAGUUUUUCCACCAGCAGUAAUCAUUACGCUAAAUUCUACAGUGAUCCAGUGCAAGCGGUAAUAGACAUACCAGACGGAUCAACGCUACUUGUUGGUGGAUUUGGUUUGUGUGGCAUUCCAGAAAACCUUAUUGCUGGGCUUCUUAAAACUGGCAUCAACGGAAUCACAGCUGUCAGCAACAAUGCUGGCGUUGAUAACUUUGGCUUGGGUCUCCUGCUUAAGACAAAUCAAAUAAAGCGAAUGGUCUCUUCGUACGUGGGAGAGAAUGCUGAAUUUGAAAGGCAGUAUCUUCAAGGAGAGCUAGAAGUGGAGCUUGUACCGCAGGGAACGCUUGCAGAGAGAAUUCGAGCAGGUGGAGCUGGGAUUCCAGCAUUUUUUACACCCACAGGUUACGGCACAUUAAUCCAAGAAGGGGGAGCACCAAUAAAAUAUAAUAAGGAUGGCACCAUUGCAAUAGCGAGCAAAGCUAAAGAAGUCAAGGAAUUUAAUGGGCGACAUUUUGUUAUGGAGACCUCCAUUACUGGAGACUUUGCAUUGGUAAAAGCUUGGAAAGCCGAUCGUGCGGGAAAUGUUGUGUUCAGAAAAACUGCAAGAAACUUCAACCAGCCGAUGUGUAAAGCCGCUAAAGUGACCCUUGUUGAGGUUGAGGAAAUUGUUGAAACUGGAACAUUUGCACCUGAAGAUGUCCACAUUCCAAGCAUUUAUGUGGAUCGAAUUCUCAAAGGAGAAAACUAUCAGAAAAAAAUAGAGAGGCUAACCCUUCGGAAGUCAGAAAAUUCCACACCCAAACCUAAAAAAGCUUCAGACCUUGUAAGAGAGAAGAUAAUUAGGAGAGCAGCUUUGGAGUUUGAGGAUGGGAUGUAUGCCAACCUAGGCAUCGGCAUUCCAAUGUUGGCAAGCAACUUUAUCAAGAAAGACAUCACAGUCCACCUUCAGAGCGAAAAUGGAGUGCUUGGUCUGGGUCCAUAUCCUUUGGAAAACGAGGUUGACCCAGAUCUGAUUAAUGCAGGUAAAGAAACUGUGACAAUCCUUCCGGGAGCCUCUUUCUUUUCCAGUGAUGAUUCCUUUGCCAUGAUUAGAGGGGGUCAUGUUGACCUGACAAUGUUGGGUGCUAUGCAAGUAUCAAAGUAUGGAGAUCUUGCAAACUGGAUGAUUCCGGGUAAGAUGGUGAAGGGGAUGGGUGGUGCCAUGGACCUGGUGUCAAGCUCAGGAACCAAAGUUGUGGUUACUAUGGAGCACUCUGCCAAGGGUGGAGCACACAAGAUUUUGGAACAAUGCAACUUGCCACUUACUGGGAAACAGUGUGUUGACCGUAUUAUUACAGAGAAGGCUGUCUUUGAUGUGGACAAAACCAAUGGUCUGACUCUGAUUGAAGUUGAUGAAGGAUUUUCAGUAGAUGAUAUAAGGAAAUGCACUGGCUCUGAUUUUGCUGUUUCACCAAAUCUGAAGCCAUUACAGCAGAUAUGAAUUUAAAACAAGAUUAUUUGCUGCUUCCUGGGAAUCCAUUUGGUGAAGAAAUAAAAUGUCUGUUAACUUUAUAUUUUCCAUGUACAAGUUUCUAUCUAGACAAAUAUAUGCCAACCUCAACAGGGCAAACAGGUCAAUUUUCAAUAGUGCAAACAGAGUUGUAAAAAUGUAAAGUUUUUAAAAAAAACAUAUUGAGAAAUGAUUGUUGUUUUUUUUUUGUCAAUAAAACAUAUGGCAAACAGA